Molecule: messenger RNA, 1655 nt
Organism: Misgurnus anguillicaudatus (oriental weatherfish)
Lineage: Eukaryota; Metazoa; Chordata; Actinopteri; Cypriniformes; Cobitidae
Gene: praf2
Product: PRA1 domain family, member 2
Cellular component (GO): membrane
Source: RefSeq, a predicted model, not a curated record
CAGCAACAUGCGGUUUUAUUUUUGGGUGAACUAUUCCUUUAAGAAGUUUAGCAGCUUUUGCACAGUUUACACGACCCUCUAAAGAUGAGAGGGUUCGAAUCUGAAUCAUCCUGUAUUAGCUUUCACUCAGGGGCAAACCUGCAGCCUGUAAUCGUUUUACGGAAACGGAACGCAGUGCAUGCUGGGAAAUGUAGUCGCCAACCGCGUCAAAAAUGGUGGACUUUCAGCCUCCGCCUUUCCGAUCCUUGGAUGAUUUUUUCUUAGGUUCGGCUCGGUUUUCAGCGCCUGAUGUCCGUAACCUGGAGCGCUGGAAUAACCGGAUCAUAAACAACUUGCUGUAUUACCAGUCAAACUAUUUCGCCUUUGUCGUGGCUUUUCUUAUUAUAGUCGGGUAUUUCCAGCCAUUCCAGCUGAUUCUCGGGGCGACAGUUGUGAUCCUUUUGUUUUUGGGGUUUGUCUGGGCUGCGGAAAACAAGUCUGUUGUUCGGAGAUUUCGGAGGAAUCAUCCAUCACUCUGCUUUGCUGCAAUCCUGGGCUCCAGCUACCUUCUACUGUCUGUCUUAGGAGGAGUGGCCGUGUUUCUUUUUGGCAUCGCCUUUCCCAUAUUAGUGGUUCUUAUUCAUGCUUCAGUGAGACUCAGAAGUCUUAAGAAUAAACUGGAGAACAAGCUGGAGAGUAUAGGACUGAAGAGGACUCCUAUGGGCCUGUUACUGGAAGCUCUGGGACAGGAACAAGAAGCCGGAUCAUAGCUAUUAAGCACCUGUACUAAGAUUAAUUUCUUCUUUCCUGGGCGCUUAUUUUCUUUAUGCAUAUUUUCAAAAAUACACAUACGAGUGACAUUGGCAAAAUAUGUUUGUCAUAGUAUUAAAGUCUCUCAGGUAUGCAAGAUGAACCCAGUGAAAAUAACUUUUUAUAAGAAGAAUUGGCGUGGAGAGUGAUUUAAAGCAAAAGGUUACCGGCUCAAGUGUUAAUGAUUACUUGAUGAUACUCAAGUUACUUAAGAAAGACUAAAAUGUCUUACUAUAUACAAUACAAAGUGUCUUAAACAAAAUAUAGAAAAUGAAUGCCUUCUAAACAUGGCAUUGAAUGGAGUUAUUAUGCCAAGUCAUAAUUAGAGGUUUUUCGGAUAAAGCAAUGCCAACACUGAAGAUAUUUUAUCCUUAAUCUUGUUUUCUCUAUGGUCGUGUUGGUGAAUUUUUGUGAAGGAAAUAUUUCUGAAGAGAUUAAGAUUUAAAGAAAGAAGGAAAUUAUUUACAUUUAUUGCCAUAAAUUAUUACGGCGGUUGUUAUUGUGCAUUAGAUGACCGAUUAGAAUGAUUUAUUUUAAGUUUUAUCUUAUUUUGUUUGUAAUGAAGCUAUGUCAUGUGUGGUUGCUCUAACAAACUGCCAAGGUGACCUCUUUGUUAUAGCAACCCUUUUUAAUGAAGACCAAUAAUAUUUAUUCUUCAUGUUCUCAUGAUAUUGCCAGAGGAAAAUGUCUUAUUUCCACAGACAGGAGAGAUGCAAUAUAUAAUCAUAGAUGUAAAUGAUCUGAGAUAUUGAGAUCUUUGAAGAUGUAGUAGACCAUAGAUGUGGUGCAUUAACAUUCCUAAGAGAUGUAACUCUACAGCCUUUAUUAUUUCUUUUACAUUGACAGCCUUUAAAUGACAUUAAAAA